Molecule: messenger RNA, 1651 nt
Organism: Zophobas morio
Lineage: Eukaryota; Metazoa; Arthropoda; Insecta; Coleoptera; Tenebrionidae
Gene: Sc2
Product: probable very-long-chain enoyl-CoA reductase art-1
Exons: 7
Coding region: 567-1559 (330 amino acids)
Biological process (GO): very long-chain fatty acid biosynthetic process
Molecular function (GO): oxidoreductase activity, acting on the CH-CH group of donors
Source: RefSeq, a predicted model, not a curated record
AAGUUUAAUCAGAUUUAUCAAGUUAUAAGUUGGGAAAGUGCUAGUAAAGAGUUAAAAUCCGUAUUAAUGACCACAUCAAGCGUAAUAUUUGUUGCACAAGGUUGAAUAUGCGCAUAUAUUCCUGACGGCGUCCAUGUGAAAGCACCCUAAGUGCUGGACUGUCUUGGACAUAACAACGGACAUUUUCGACGGUUGGGGAGGUCCAUUAAGAUAAAAUUUUUUGCCUAUUAUAUAAGUAGCAGUGCAAUGGCGCCCUACUGAACUUGGGACCGUCGUGCCCCAUUCUGAAAUCACGCGAUUUUGACCACGCGGUACGAUAAAGGUUCAACUUGAAGCACGUAAAUUGUAUAAUUCAAGCGGUGACGAGUGAAAAUUUAAUGUUGUCCGUCUUUGUCCGACGAGUGCGGAAAGUCGCUCCUUGUCUUUAUUAAUUAACGCGUUUACACUUUGGACAGGUAGUAGGCAUUUGUUCGAAGGUUGUGUUGAUGUGAUUCUACAAAAAACAUAACUUUUUAGGUUAUGUAACGUCGAUAAUCCUUGGGGUUUAGUAUAGAAUAUUCAUAAGGAUGGCUCUAGAGUUGGAAGUAAUCAAAACAUCAGGAAAACCUUUGGGAAAAGUUUCCAUUCCAAGUUCUUCUACAAUUAAAGACUUAAAGAAAGAAAUUUACAAAAAUUUCAAGGUCGCGGUUAAUAGACAAUCGAUCCGAAAUGGACCCAAAGGCAGAGACGAGAAAGACAGUCUUCAAAUUAGUAAAAUUAGCCUUGAGAGACCCAAUUCUAUCUAUGUGAAAGAUUUAGGGCCACAAAUCGGGUGGGACACGGUUUUCUUUCUAGAGUAUGCGGGCCCGAUAUUGUUGUAUGGGGCUCUAUUUCUGUACCCACAGUGCGCCUAUGGCAAUGAAACAGUCUCCAAAGGACAUGGACAAGAUGCUUCUAAAAUUUUCCCAUUUUUUAUAUUUCCAGUGGGUUUAAUUAACGAGAUUUGUGGCGGGAGUACAAUUAAAGUACAAGACAACGCUUACUACGCCGGAAUUUUGUGGUCUAUACACUACAUUAAAAGAAUUUUGGAGACGGCGUUUGUCCACAGGUUUUCCCAUGGUACAAUGCCAAUUUUCAAUUUGUUCAAAAAUUGUGGGUACUAUUGGGGGUUUGCUUUGUAUGUAGCCUACCACAUUAACCACCCACUGCAUACACCUCCACCGGCGUGGCUCUUCUACUUUGGCACGUUUAUAUUCAUAUUUUGUGAACUCGGAAAUUUGAGUAUUCACAUUUUGUUACGAAAUUUACGUCCUCCAGGCACUUCUGUACGCAAAAUUCCAGUACCUGAUUCUAACCCAUUCACUAAAUUGUUUAAUCUGGUGUCUUGCCCUAAUUACACCUACGAGUUUGGUGCAUGGGUUGGAUUUACCCUUCUAACUGGGUGUUUACCAGUGUUCAUCUUCGCACUUGCCGGCUUGUAUCAAAUGACGGUAUGGGCAAUCGGUAAGCACAAGAAAUACCGCUCGGAAUUUCCCAACUACCCGAAAAAUCGAAAAUCGAUAAUUCCAUUUCUUAUUUAAUAAAAGUUGGUGCAUUUGGGGUUUUGGACAUGUAUUUACUAGUUAUUUUUUUUAUUUGGUGCGUUGAUUAAUAAAAAGUUUCGUGGAUUAAA